Messenger RNA from Sinocyclocheilus anshuiensis, 2339 nucleotides. RefSeq names its product retinal dehydrogenase 2-like. Gene Ontology annotation, molecular function: oxidoreductase activity, acting on the aldehyde or oxo group of donors, NAD or NADP as acceptor. The transcript has 13 exons. Lineage: Eukaryota; Metazoa; Chordata; Actinopteri; Cypriniformes; Cyprinidae. Bases 113 to 1669 code for a protein of 518 amino acids. The record is from RefSeq and is a predicted model, not a curated record.
GCCCAAUAAAAAUGGACCAGGGCUGACACCUGGUUAUAAACACAGGAAGGAUUCCAAAGUAGUAAUCGCAAAUCGGCAGAAAAAAACCCAACCGGCAUCUUCAAGAAACGCAAUGACCUCCAGUAAAGUUGAACUGCCAGGAGAGGUGAAGAACGACCCGGCUGCGCUCAUGGCAUCUCUUCAUCUGGUGCCCUCACCGGUACCCAAUCCUGAAAUCAAGUACACUAAGAUUUUUAUUAAUAACGAAUGGCAUGAUUCUGUGAGCGGUAAGGUCUUCAGCACAUACAACCCGGCUACAGGGGAGAAGAUCUGCGAUGUCCAGGAAGCAGAUAAGGCUGAUGUGGACAAAGCCGUGCAGGCUGCACGUUCGGCCUUCUCUCUGGGUUCAGUAUGGAGGAAGAUGGAUGCAUCUGAACGUGGGAAGCUGUUGUUCAAGCUAGCUGACCUGGUGGAAAGAGACAGAGCCUACCUUGCUACCCUGGAGUCUCUGGACACUGGGAAACCUUUCCUCUCCUCCUUCUUUGUGGACCUUCAGGGAACCAUUAAAACUUUUCGAUAUUUUGCUGGAUGGGCAGAUAAGAUCCACGGUUCCACGAUUCCAACUGAUGGAGAAUAUUUCACUCUUACCAGACAUGAGCCCAUUGGAGUUUGUGGACAGAUCGUUCCUUGGAACUUCCCCCUGGUGAUGACAGCAUGGAAAUUGGGGCCAGCGCUGAGCUGCGGGAACACUGUUGUCCUGAAACCUGCUGAGCAGACCCCUCUCACCUGCCUCUACAUCGGUGCUCUGAUCAGAGAGGCUGGGUUUCCACCGGGAGUCGUCAAUAUUUUGCCAGGCUACGGGCCAACCGCGGGAGCCGCGAUCGCUUCACACAUGGGCAUAGACAAAGUGGCGUUCACAGGAUCGACUGAGGUAGGCAAGCUGAUCCAAGAAGCAGCAGGAAAGAGCAAUCUGAAGAGAGUCACGCUAGAGCUUGGGGGAAAGAGUCCCAACAUCAUUUUUGCAGAUGCUGAUUUUGAGCUGGCAGUCGAACAGGCCCAUCAGGGUGUUUUCUUCAAUAAUGGUCAAUGCUGCACUGCUGGUUCCCGUAUCUUCGUGGAGGAGACCAUUUAUGAUGAGUUUGUGCGAAGGAGUGUUGAGAGAGCGCGGAGAAGGACAGUGGGAAAUCCCUUUGACCCAACCGCUGAGCAGGGACCUCAGGUGAGUGUAGAGCAGCAGAGACGUGUACUGGAGCUGAUUCAGAGCGGCAUCACUGAGGGAGCUAAACUGGAGUGUGGCGGCAAAGCUCCCCUUUCUAAAGGCUUCUUUGUGGAGCCCACAGUCUUUUCUGAUGUACAGGACCACAUGCGCAUUGCCAAGGAGGAGAUAUUUGGGCCAGUUCAGCAGAUCAUGAAGUUUAAAACUAUCGAAGAAGUGAUUGAGAGAGCCAACAACACAGAGUAUGGUCUGGCAGCAGCCGUCUUCACCACAGACCUCAACAAGGCCAUGACUGUCUCUGCAGCUCUGCAGGCCGGCACUGUCUGGAUCAACUGUUAUAAUGCCCUGAGCUGCCAGUGUCCUUUUGGAGGAUUCAAAAUGUCCGGCAAUGGUCGUGAACUGGGUGAGAUCGGACUGAAAGAGUAUACAGAGGUGAAAACCAUUACAAUGAAGAUGUCAGGGAAGAAAUCCUAAAGUACAAAUAUGUACGUUCCUAACAGCGGGAAGUCUUCCUCUGAGGUUAACCACUAGCCAUUAUCCUUUGGUUGUCUAUAGUGGUAAAACACCACACAGUAACCACCCGUCACUUCUGCAUUGGAGCACCUCUUCUCCUGCAUCUUCGUAGGCUGUUCUCAUGAACUACCCUUCAUCUCCAUCCGGCGUCCACUAGCAGCUCCACAUCCACGCCACAGUUAACUGCCUCCACCCAUUCCAGCUGUGACCUCCUUUCGCCGGCUCCACUAACCAUACUAAAGCACUCGGAGUCCCGGUGAAAGAGGGCUAUGCUUUUGACCACUGCACCAGCGACGUGCAGACACUAACAGACUAUGACCACUCUCUCUGAUUAUCUCCCACGGCAAGUGGCCAAAGGAGCUCUGUUGUGUCUGAGGGGUGCCAUUCUCAAACCUCAUAAUUAACUUGCCUUUCCACUGGGUAGAAAUCUAGUAGGCAUAUUAGUUUUUACUAAGACCACUGAAGCUCUCUAUCUCAGAAAAAAAGAUGUUUUCUUUGAAUGAGUAUUAAUUCUAAAGUUUGUGUAAUUGCUUUAUGUUUUUAUUUUUCAUUUCAUUGUUUGAUUGUUUUUACUAUGUGUAACUUUGUCGAUGUCUUGACCAAUGUAAACAAAAAUGAUUUACCUCAAAAA